Molecule: messenger RNA, 2016 nt
Organism: Amorphotheca resinae ATCC 22711
Lineage: Eukaryota; Fungi; Ascomycota; Leotiomycetes; Helotiales; Amorphothecaceae
Exons: 4
Coding region: 1-2016 (671 amino acids)
Source: RefSeq, a predicted model, not a curated record
AUGCCUCUCCCACCACGAUUGUUUCCUGGGGACGAGGAGCUGGGCAAGAGAGAUGAUGAUCAUAAGCCGGGAACGAAGAAUACACUGGGCCAUGUUUGGAGACAGCGCCGAUUGCCUCACGGCCCUCCUCGCAGAAGUAUGAAACGGGCAGCGCUGGUGGUUCUCGCAUUGGUCGCACUCUUCUACUUCUUCAAGAAUAUGCCAACAGACCUCAGAAACCCACGGCCAAGACCUUACUACGGCGAACCGCCGGGAAAGUCCUCUGCAAUAGCUGGUUCGAGGCGGCCGCCUUCAGUCAGUGAGGGUGCCACACCCAGCCAUGGGCACGAGGAAACCGCAGAGAUGCCGCAGCACGAUUACAAUGGCCCAAUCAAAUUCUACCAGCUUGCCUCAUCGUUGCACGCGUUUGCGAAGGCUAAGGGCCCGGAAAGGAUCAAUCGGAAUGUGCUAUUUGCGGCGGCCAGUCUGAAGAGUGCCUCGACACUCCUACCUAUAGCCUGUGAGAUGGCGAUUAGAGAAAGAAAUGAUGUACAUUUUGCUUUCAUGGGAAGGGAUGAUAUAUCGAUGGAUAUGUUGAAAUCGAUAAACGGUGUUGCGAAAGAGUGCAAAAUCAUAUAUCACGAUGCGCGACCGGAUUUCUCUGCUGAAAGUUCAGACUUCCGCAUGGAAGUCAGUUGUUCAGCAGGUUUCAACCACAUAAACACGUUUGUGCACCCGCAAGCAACUUUCAUCGAUGGAUCUGGGGAAGAAGAUACCUUUUUCCUGAGGGGCUUGAUGGGACGCGCAAACGCUCUAGGACGGACGGUUAUUGAGAUGCCUGACAACGCGGAACAGAAUUUGAUGUGGGUUACACUGCUGGAUAGUGCAUCGCUGAGUGCGUGGAAUAAAGUUAGCAUUGAUAUACUUGUGCAUGCGCCGCCGUCCUCCUCUGGGUCUUUGAUAAGAUUACUUGAGUCUCUGAAGAGGGCUGAUCUCUUCUCCUCUGUCCCGCCCAGACUGACCAUUGAACUGCCUCAUGAUGUGGAGGAACCUACAAGACGCUAUCUUGAGCACUUCAAAUGGCCACCGAAUCUCGCCCACAACGCUGGAAAUCUGCUGACGCUUCAUCGUCGGAUCCCGCAACAUGGGCUUACAGCAGAAGAGAAUUCGAUUAGAUUCCUCGAAUCUUUCUGGCCCGCGGAUCCACCAUCGUCACAUGUUCUUGUCCUUUCACCCCAGGCAGAGCUAUCACCCCUUUUCUUUCAUUACCUCAAAUACACCAUGCUCGAGUACAAGUAUUCUGCGAGCAAGGUAGAUGCCCAUCAGAAUCUACUAGGUAUCAGCCUUGAUCUACCCUCUACGUAUAUCAAUGACUCUACCGGGUUCACACCACCUUCAACAAAUGGGCCAAGUGGUGCAGAUAUCACUCCAUUUCUUUGGCAGACGCCAAACAGCAAUGCGGCCUUAUAUUUUGGUGAUAAAUGGGUUGAGCUACACGAUUUCGUGACCCACUCGCUCACCUCUCAACAUACACUGCCGACUCCAACCACGCUGAAUGGGAAGCUUGUCAGCAAAACUCUCCCAUCUUGGCUGGAGCAUAUCCUGCAGUUAUCACGUGCACGGGGUUACUGGACCCUCUAUCCUAAUCUUGAGAAUUUAGAUGCACUGGUCACUCUCCACAACGAUCUCUAUCAACUGCCGGAAGAAUAUUCCGAAGAGUCUGAUAUGGGAAUUCCCGAUCUCAGUGCCGAUCUCACUGCUGACCCAGCUCAUCCACUCAAACACACCGAAGUACCACUUGUUACCAAAUCGUUACUUAGCGCCCUCCCAAAUUCUGGUAAUCUUCCUAGCAUGGUAGAGAUGCCGCUACUUACCUGGGAUGGAGAGAAAGUAAAUAUGACUGAGAUGGAGGAGCGCGCGGCUAACUAUAGUCGGAUUUUCAGACAUGAGAUUGGCGGUUGCGAUAUAUCUGCUGUGGAAAAGACGAGGAUUGGGCUUACAGCUGGAGACCUGUUCUGUCUAAAUGACAAGGACUGA